Vicia villosa (hairy vetch) is the source of this 642-nucleotide messenger RNA. RefSeq lists its product as uncharacterized. NCBI's taxonomy places the organism in Eukaryota, Viridiplantae, Streptophyta, Magnoliopsida, Fabales, Fabaceae. The transcript is spliced from 2 exons. Bases 1 to 642 code for a protein of 213 amino acids. The record is from RefSeq and is a predicted model, not a curated record.
AUGCGUGUGCCUCUUGAUUCUGCAACAUCAUUCAAUGAUACUGAUGGUGAGAGUCUUGCUGAUGUUUCUGCCUAUCAAAGACUCAUAGGAAAACUGAUGUACUUGACAAUUUCAAGACCUGGCAUCGCAUAUGCAGUUAAUAGACUGAGUCAGUUUAUGCAAAAGUCGCGUACCAGUCACUUAGCAGGCGUGCACCAUGUUUUGCAGUACCUUAAAGGCACGCCAGACAAAGGUUUGUUUUUUCCUAGUAAAUCCUCGUAUCGUAUUACAGCUUUUGCAGAUGCUGAUUGGGGAAGUUGCAAGGUUACGCGCAAGUCAACCAUCGGUUUUUGUGUUUUCUUUGGUGAUGCCUUAAUAUCAUGGAAGUCCAAGAAGCAGCCUACCGUUGCCAGGUCAUCUGCCGAGGCAGAAUAUCGCGCUCUAGCAUCUCUCACUUCUGAGCUGCUAUGGAUACGUCAGCUGUUGCGCACUUUUGAAGUCAAUGUGCAGUUUGUGAUGAAUGUACAGAACCAGUUUCUCAAGUUAAUUCAUGUGAAAUCAACACAGCAACUGGCUGAUCCUCUCACUAAGGUUUUACCAUGGGCAUUGUAUGACUCUCUUACUUCCAAGUGGGGAAUGGUGGACAUUUAUCUUCCCACUUGA